This is a messenger RNA of Blepharisma stoltei, 1827 nucleotides long. Lineage: Eukaryota; Ciliophora; Heterotrichea; Heterotrichida; Blepharismidae. The record is from the annotation of a GenBank genome assembly.
AUGUCGUCACUAAGAUUAAACCUUAUCUGUCGCCAUCUCGGACAAAACACCACUGACCAAUUUUCUAAGUCUAACUUAAAGACUCCUUAUGUCCAAGACCCAAUUGAUUUUCUCCACUUAGACGAGCUACUGCCUGCAGAUCUUAACAAUAAAAGGAAACAACUUAGAGCGGCAUUAGAAGCUAAUAUAGCCCCACACGUAUCUGAAUGGUAUGAUAAGGCUCAAUUUCCUGCAGGACUUGCCGAAAAGCUUAGACCUCUCAACAUUUUUGGAAUUACAGAAGAAAAAUACGGCUGUCGUAAAGUAUGCCCACUUGAAAAAUCCUUACUCCCCCAUCCUUGAUCGAACGACUCGCCAUCGUUCGAUCAAGGAUGGGGGCUAAAAAAAAAUUUUUUCCCAAAAAAAAUUAUAUAUAUAUAUAUAUAUAUUUUUUAUUUACUUUUAAAUAAGAAGGUUAAGAGUAUUUAAUAAUUAUUUUACAGCAAAAAAUUGAAUUAAUUUCAUAAAAUACCAAUUUUUAAUAUUUUGAUUUAUUAGUUACCCUUUUAAACUGUGUAAAUUUAAAAUUUGUUCCUUAUUUAAUUAAAAAUUUUUUUUUUAAUUUUAGAGAAAUCUCUAUUUUUUUAGAUUAUUGAGUUUUUAAGCCUAGGUUGAUGACUAAAUCACUUCGAAUGGUUGAUUUCACAGCUUUCUGUCGUCUCAAAGCCUCUGAAAACAACUUCAUUAUGUACAUCUUCCCAAGCUUUUGAUAACUAAUAUAUUUUUAUAUAUAUAAAAAAUUGUCAUGAUAUGAAAAUCGUUCGAUCAAGGAUGGGGGUUAAUUACCCAAUUUUUAGGAAUUUUUACAGUCAAUCGUUCGAUCAAGGAUGGGGGGAGUUAGCUAUAUACGAGUUAGCCAGAAUUGAUGCCUCAUUAGCUACUUUCUAUGCCCUUACUCUCAGUCUAGUAGCCUUUACAAUAGAAAAACUCGGCAGUGAGGAGCAAAAAGCUAAAUAUCUGCCUAAAUUGUGCAAUCUUGACAUUAUUGCAAGCUGGGGUUUAACCGAACCUGAUUAUGGCUCAGAUGCUUCCUCUCUUGAAACUACCGCAACCCCAGUCAAAGGUGGCUACAUUCUUAACGGCGUCAAAAGAUGGCUUGGUAAUGCAAUAAUCUCCGACAUCAUGAUCAUUUUUGCCAGAAAUACAGUCACCCAGAAUAUUGAAGGCUUUAUAAUGGACAGCAAAGCAAAAGGAGUUUCAGUCACCAACAUCAAUAGAAAACUUGCUUUAAGAAUAGUCCAAAAUGGCAAUGUAUUUAUGAAAGACGUCUUUAUCCCAGAAAACGAAAGAUUAGAAAAAGGCCAUACCUUUGCAACAGGCGCCAAUGUUGUGUUGGAGCAUUCAAGAAUGAAUUUGUCUUGGAUGGUUGCUGGGCUUAUUGCUGGAACCUAUGAGCACGCUGUGAAAUAUAUCAGAGAAAGAACCCAGUUUAGGGCUCCUUUAGCAGCUUUUCAGCUUAAUCAAGAAAAAUUGGUCAGGAUUUUAGCUAUUUAUCAAGCUGUAUUUUUGAUGUCAUGGAGGACUACUAUGCUUUUGGUGAAAGGACAAGGAAAUGUAGCCCAAGCGUCGCUGGUAAAAGGAUGGUGCUCAUAUAUGGGAAGAGAAGCCACAAGGCUUGGUAGAGAAGUGAUGGGCGGAAACGGAAUUAUUAUUGAUAAUUAUGCUAUGAAAGCACUAGUAGAUAUGGAAGUGGUUUAUACUUAUGAAGGGACUUAUGACGUGAACGCUUUGGUCGCUGGAAGAGCUGCCACAGGAGUUGCAGCAUUUAAAGCAGGUUAUAAGGCUUAA